AUGGCAUAUGACAAUGUCGUCGCGAGGUUUACUCUUGCCGGGAGCAUGAUCUCCUGCAUUGCGACUUUCUGCGUGCUGGUAUCAUACAUGGUGUAUCGGGAGGAACUGCGGUCCUUCAGGCAGGUUCUGGUCUUCAACCUGGCUCUCGCGGAAUUCCUGAAUACCCUCAAUAACUCCAUAUCGGGCGGCAUAUACAUUCAGGCCGAAGCACCCAACCCCGGCCCAGCCUGCAUCGCCAACGGCUUCGUCAACCAGUUGACCGUACAGGCCGUGGACUUCACAAUCAUGGCAAUUGUUAUCGUGACACUUUUGACCAUCACACGGAAGACCUAUCUACCAAACGUCUCACUCGCGGCCAAGACAAUCAUCUGCCUCUCGACAUGGUUCGUGCCAGUCAUCACCAGCACCACAGCUGUUGGCAUGCGGGCUAUGUCGCCAGUAAGCGGCAACUGUUGGCGAAAGCAGUCAGGGGGCCGCUACCAGGGUAUAGGCGUCUCCGCGACGUCCUUUGGGUCACCUCUACAGGAGGCAGCCGAAAGCAGGCCGAUCCGGCAGCACGCAAGAUGCCCGACCGCAUCUACAACGACAGAUGGGCCUGACCAUGAUGGCGCAGGGGACAGCCGCGAAGAGUCCGGCCAUAACAGCCGCGGCGUCGAGAAGGAGGUUCGUCGGAUGCUACUGCUCAACGCUUAUCCAACCCUAUACGUGUUACUUUGGAUUCCUGACAUCGUGAACCGCUUGAUGGAGGCCACGGGCACGGCGCCGUCCAAUACGAGGAUUGUUGGAGCUCUGCAGAGCACGAGUCAGUUUGUAGGCUUCGCGAAUGCCCUGACAUUUGGACUAUCUGCUACGAUGAGGCGCCGCAUAGUGUCUGCGGCGUCCAGCAGCAAGUUGGUGUGGAGGAGGGGCGAAGUGUGA
Molecule: messenger RNA, 918 nt
Organism: Diaporthe batatas
Lineage: Eukaryota; Fungi; Ascomycota; Sordariomycetes; Diaporthales; Diaporthaceae
Exons: 4
Coding region: 1-918 (305 amino acids)
Biological process (GO): adenylate cyclase-activating G protein-coupled receptor signaling pathway
Cellular component (GO): plasma membrane
Molecular function (GO): G protein-coupled receptor activity
Source: RefSeq, a predicted model, not a curated record